AUUUGCUGUAAACAUCGAAUUAAUUUCUACGAAGCACGCGUAUAUACAGACAGAUUUGGAUGGUAAAAAUAUUUUACCCAAAUGUAUAUUUAAUUAAUUCUGAUAAUACGUACGAAUUAUAUCAUCAAUACAGUUAAUAGUAGGCUGCGGUGGAAGUGUUCAACAAAUUUUCAAGAUCAACAAUGGCUUUAAACGUAGCAUUCAACGUAAGCGAUGCAAUAACUUUGGAUGAUGACACAUUCCACGAAUUCGAAGAAGAAUUUUACUACAAUCAAAUUCAACAGAGCUUGUCCACGUUUCAGCUGGUUAUGGAUAUCAUCAAAUUUAUCCUGUGCAUCGUCGUAGUAAUCACCGAUAUCUACUUAAUAGUGGUGAUGAUGAGAAAUAAAAGAUUGAGGGCCUGUAAAGCUAACAAAUACGUAAUGAAUUACGCGAUUUUUAAUUUAAUACCGUUCCUUGCUCUGCCAUUUUUUGCAGUUAUCUUGGCACUGUUACGUUCCGCACCUUUUGAAAGUUGGACCAUAUUCUGCUUGGAGAAACAAGUCGAAGAUUGCUGUAUGAUCGGUGCAUUUUUGUGCAGCUUCGCUUUAGCUUUCGAUUGGUUAAUAACCGUUUAUUAUAACUCGAAAGUGAACCAAAUCAUUAUCAAAAUUCACACUUAUUCCUUGCACAUAAUUUACGCUUUAGUUAUUGUUCUAGUGGUUUUAUACACUUUGUUAUGCUUGAGUUAUGAUUUUUUUAACGUUGUUUUCAAUACUAUUAUUUACGUUAUUUCACUAAUAUUUAUACUAAUUUGUAACUAUCUAAAAUUGAAAAUUCCGAAUCCAACCAGCAAGAAAAUGUUUUCCCUUAACGUAGCGACAAUAAUGAUGCUCUGUUGGUUGCCUCUUUCCCUCUACCAUUUCAUGGGCUCUUUCUUUCAUCUAUCGUACACAUUGAGUUAUUUAUUAUUAGCCACUUAUUUCAUACCGGAAAUAUCGUCAUUCUGCAGUCCUAUAAUCGUCGUUUUCCUAGUGAUAAAACUAAAUAAAUAUUACAAAGUCGCGUUUAUUCAGUCCUGCUGCUGCAUUUCGAACCGAAAUUACAGCGGAGACGAUGAGAGUUUCAUGGAAGAUGAUGAAGAUGACAAGGAAAACGUCGAUGAUUUGACCAACAAUGCGGAAAUAUCGUUAAGUGUAAAUUAGAGAGAUAAUAAAAUUAAAGAUAACGUUAAUAUUAUAAAGUAGUCAUGUAUUAAUUUAUUGUUUGUGUUAACUGUGAUAUGUUUUUCUUCAAAAGUUUCGAGGAAUUCGAAGACGAAGAAAAGGAAAUCGUUGAUGAAUAAUCGUAUUAUUGUAUCAGACUUCUCUUAAGUAGUUUUUUUAUCUUACUCAGGAUAAACUCUUAAUUUCUAGGGAAGUUAUUGUUGUAUCCAAAAAUGGUGAAGGUUCGACCAUCAUGCAUCCAUUUAUACAUCAGACGAAUAAUGUUAAUAUUCUUAAUAAAUAUCUAUACAA
Messenger RNA from Phyllotreta striolata, 1496 nucleotides. The record is from the annotation of a GenBank genome assembly. NCBI's taxonomy places the organism in Eukaryota, Metazoa, Arthropoda, Insecta, Coleoptera, Chrysomelidae.